UGCCUACACACUGAUGGAUGUGCCUCUAAGAGCCCCAACAAGGAUGACAGUGCAAGAUGUUCCUGGUGCCUUUCCUACAGUGGAUGUCCCAGACCAUGCUCAUUAUACAAUUGGAGUAGUCGUUCUUAUAGUGGGGAUCACAGGAACUCUGGGUAAUUUCCUGGUCAUCUAUGCUUUCUGCAGGAGUAGGAGCCUUCAGACUCCAGCCAACGUAUUCAUCAUCAAUCUAAAUGUUAGUGACUUCCUGAUGUCCAUUACACAGUCUCCAGUUUUUUUCACCAACAGCCUCCACAAAAGAUGGAUUUUUGGUGAGAAAGGCUGUGAGCUGUAUGCCUUCUGCGGAGCUCUUUUUGGCAUUACAUCCAUGAUCACUUUGAUGGUGAUUGCCUUGGACAGAUAUUUUGUCAUCACAAAACCUCUGGCUUCUGUUGGUGUGACAUCUAAGAAGAAGGCCCUAAUAAUCCUGGUAGGCGUCUGGCUGUACUCACUGGCUUGGAGCCUCCCGCCCUUCUUUGGAUGGAGUGCAUAUGUCCCUGAGGGUCUGCUGACUUCCUGCUCCUGGGACUACACAACUUUCACACCGUCAGUCCGUGCCUACACAAUGCUGCUUUUCUGCUUCGUCUUUUUCAUCCCUUUGAUUGCUAUCAUAUACAGCUAUGUCUUUAUAUUUGAGGCUAUCAAGAAGGCCAACAAGUCUAUUCAGACAUUUGGAUCCAAACAUGGAAAUAAAGAGUUCCAGAAACAGUAUCAGAGGAUGAAAAAUGAGUGGAAGAUGGCCAAAAUUGCACUCAUUGUCAUCUUGCUUUAUGUCAUUUCCUGGUCACCGUACUCUGUUGUUGCCCUGGUAGCUUUUGCUGGGUAUUCCCAUGUCCUAACACCCUUCAGUAACUCCAUACCAGCUGUGAUUGCCAAAGCUUCUGUCAUCCACAACCCUAUCAUUUAUGCCAUCACUCACCCCAAAUACAGAACAGCCAUUGCAACAUAUGUUCCUUGCUUUCGAUUCCUGAUGAGACUUUCUCCUAAAGACUCAAGGUCUUUCAGCAGUUAUCUCUCCUCCAGGCGAGCAACAAUAACAAGCCAGUCUUCUGAGGUAAGCGGCCACUGGAAAGGAAAAAGGUGACUCUCUGACAGUGAUUCAAUAAGGGAGGGCUGUACAGACACAGAAACGGAUACCGCCAGCAUGUUCUCCAGACUUGCUAGCGGACAGGUGUCCUAUGAAACAGGCAAAGACACAACUCAAACUAGUGACGUAAGAGCCAAACCUAAACUAAAGAGCCAAGACUCUGGAAUAGGUGAGAAGACACUUGUAGAUGCUGAUGACAUACCCAUGGUGGAAUUGAAUGUCACAGACUACACUCCUACACCUACUCACCAAACAUCUAAAAAGUGCAACUUGGAAGAAACAUGUCAUAGAGGUGAGAGCAUGAAUGUUAUUGGACAAAGAAAAGGAGAGCCUCUCCACAGAUCAUCUGCAGCCCAGAUACCCAGCAUUACAAUAACAUACACCAAUGUCCAAGGAGAGGAGCUACCUUCUGGAUACAACUCUGGUUUCCUGUACUCUAAGAUCAACAGACAGAAGCAGAAAUAG
Messenger RNA from Chaetura pelagica (chimney swift), 1588 nucleotides. It is a transcript of the gene OPN4, whose product is annotated as opsin 4. Gene Ontology annotation, molecular function: G protein-coupled receptor activity. The record is from RefSeq and is a predicted model, not a curated record. Gene Ontology annotation, cellular component: membrane. Lineage: Eukaryota; Metazoa; Chordata; Aves; Apodiformes; Apodidae. Gene Ontology annotation, biological process: visual perception; G protein-coupled receptor signaling pathway.